GGCGUUGUUUCGACACGAGCCUUCAGUUGUGAAUAGCUGGUUGGAAGAAGUGCUGUGUUGUUUUGUGAAGGACUUUACGUUAUCAUAAUGAGGUUGAUAUGUUUCUGGUGUUCACUGCUGGCGGCGGCGGCGGCGGUGUCGGCGCAGGCGCAGGAGGAUGGAUUCUACGCGCCGCAGACCUACAGAAACCAUAUCGAAUCGUACCAGAAGGGUCUUUUCACGCCGGCGGGGCGGAACGACGUGACUCCACAGAGCAGCAUCACAGAGCCUUGGAGACCCGUGCAGGAGCCUUCAAGGGAGGCCUGGGGAGCACCAGCACCAAUCAGCGCACCGCUCCUGCCCAAAGCCGAGCCGUGGAGACAACCUUACAUCAGCAAGGAACAGCAAGCCUCGAUCAUCCACCACAAACAGGCGCUCACUUCAGAGGGCAGCUUCAAGUUUGAGUACGCAUCAGACAACGGGCUAGCGGCCGGCGAGACCAUAGAGCCCGACGGCUCCAGGGUCGGGGCCUACCAGUACAAGGACCCCAGCGGACAGAUUGUGAAGCUCAAGUACCGCGCGGGCAAGGAGGGGUUCCAGAUCCUAGAAGGCAGCCAUUUACCAAAGAGCCCUGAGCCCGUAGCGCCGCAAUCUGCUGACAACCACUACCAGCAGGCGUACGAGCAGCAGAGACAGCAGUUCCAGCUGCAGCAGCAAUUCAACCAGCAGAGGCCGGAGCCUCGCCCGCAGAGCUGGACAUCACAACAGCAGUACGAGCAGCCGAAGCCGGCGGCGGCCGGGCAGUACUACUCCAACUGGCGGGAGGGGCAAGAGGACGAUGGACAGUACCGUGAGAACGAGGUGGAGGCGGCCAACCGGGGCCCGCACAACUUCGGGGAGGGCUAUGCGUUCGCAUUUCAGGGCUGAGUCAUUUAAUAGCCCCAGAAAUAUAGAGGCAUAACUUGAAAACAUGUAUUUUUUUAAUUAAAAAAAAAACAUUUUUGAGUUAUGUCUUUAUAUAGCGGGUGAUAUAAUCAUAAUUUAGUUUUUUGUAAAGUUUUGCCGAGAAAUAAACCGAAUUUACGAUCCUCCUUACAAAAAUGUGGUUUUGCAGUUAUUUUCUUCUAAACUUAAUGUUAGAAAAUUAAUAAUUCUAUUUUAUUCUUCACGAUGGAUUCGGUUUAUUUUUCAAAAACUUUUAUCUUUUAAAAUGUUAUGAUUAGUUGUAGGAUAGAAAUCAUAAUUAUUAGUUCGCUUAGAAAUACGCUCAACCGUUUCGUACAUUUUCUUAUUAAAUAAUUAUGUGAUAUUUGUAAAUAAAGUCAU
This is a messenger RNA of Plutella xylostella (diamondback moth), 1305 nucleotides long. Lineage: Eukaryota; Metazoa; Arthropoda; Insecta; Lepidoptera; Plutellidae. The record is from RefSeq and is a predicted model, not a curated record.